GGACAUAACCACCUCCACGGAGUGUUUCGGGGCGGCGAUGACGGCGCUGAGCCUCUCGGGAACGACCUUCGGGCCCUUCGUCGGUUUCGCCCACAGCUGCGUCUGGAAGAACGGCAUGCUCACCUUUGGCGACGGCAGUGCGGGAUCAGAUGGCCACGCUACCGACCAGUACGUCUGCAUCGGCGUGUACGUUAGCACGACAACUUCCGCAACCAGCAGCUCACUCACGAGCACUACUUUGACACAGACCAGCUCAUCGGCUACAACCACUACACCUUUCCCUGACUAUUCGCUGAUGCCCGCUGGCAUAACGUGCUAUGAAGGCGGCCUCAGCGACGUGAUUGAUUCGGCCGAGUGCUUUGGAAUAGCAAAGAAAGCUGUGGGUUAUGGGGAUGUUGUUACACUGCUGGUGCCUGUCAGUGCCCUGACUGUCAGCUGCGUCUAUGACAUUUCGUCUGGCCAGGUCUUUUACUCCACGGCCACUGGCGCUACCGCUCAGCCUAACAGUCUGCUCCAGUACAUUUGUCCAGGCAUUUUCACCAGCACAGAAACUUCGGCAACACUCACCACCUCGUCGAUAUCGACCGCGUCGACAACUGUCAGCACUACCAUUUCCGCCACUGAGCUCGAUUAUUCCAUGCUGCCUGCCAGCGAGACUUGCUACGAUACGGGAACAGACGACGUGCCCACGAAGGAUGAGUGUUUCGGCGAUGCUGCCACCGCUUUGGGCUUGAACCCUGCGGGGGGUACCUACGUCCCAGGCAGCAGCCUCGGACUGAGCUGCGUCUACGACCCAUCUACAAACAACAUGCUAUUCUCGGACUCCACUGGCUCUGGGACCAUCGGCGACUCCGGCUACAAUUUCGUAUGCAGGGGGAUCGCGACGAGUACUGUUUCCAGCACCUCGGCCUCGACAGCGAGCUCGACAAUGAGCGCCACGACGAUCACGUUGAGCAGCAGUCUGACGGCUGUCUCUGCAACGGCGACUGCCACGAGCACCACUUCGGGGAACGACUACACGCUCCUGUCCACAGGGCAGACGUGCCACGACGCGGGGAUGGUCGACGUGACGACUGCGAGCGAGUGCUUCGGUUCGGCGGCGACCUACGUUGGCCUGAGCUCCUCCCCGGUCCAGGACUUCUCGGCCUUCGCGCAGCCGUUCAGCUGCAUCUUCAAGACCGACACGGCCAAGAUCUA
Messenger RNA from Prorocentrum cordatum, 1197 nucleotides. Lineage: Eukaryota; Dinophyceae; Prorocentrales; Prorocentraceae. The record is from the annotation of a GenBank genome assembly.